Messenger RNA from Melanaphis sacchari, 525 nucleotides. RefSeq names its product testis-specific serine/threonine-protein kinase 3-like. NCBI's taxonomy places the organism in Eukaryota, Metazoa, Arthropoda, Insecta, Hemiptera, Aphididae. Bases 1 to 525 code for a protein of 174 amino acids. Gene Ontology annotation, biological process: autophagy; peptidyl-serine phosphorylation. Gene Ontology annotation, cellular component: cytoplasm. The record is from RefSeq and is a predicted model, not a curated record. The transcript has a single exon. Gene Ontology annotation, molecular function: ATP binding; protein serine/threonine kinase activity.
AUGGAGUUCGCGGAAAACGGUGACCUGUUCACACACUUACGUAAUACGGUGAUGAAGGAGUCACAAAUUCGUUCGUGGUUAGUGCAGAUUCUGUGGGCGUUCAUGUACAUGCACAGUAUGGGCGUAGUGCACAGGGACCUAAAGUGCGAGAACAUACUACUGACCAGCAACUACAAUGUGCGCAUAGCCGACUUCGGGUUCGCCAGGUUCGUGGACCGCGGACGGAAUCCUGGCGCAGACACGCUGUGCGGCACGUUGACCUACUCUUCGCCUGAGCUCUUGUACGGCAAGCGACCUUACAACCCAGUGUUUUCGGACGUGUGGGCAAUCGGUGUCGUGUUGUUCAUGAUGGCCAACAACAAGGCACCGUUCCGCGACAAGACCAAGGAAGAGAUACACAGAAAACAGGUGAGCAGUGUUGUGAUGUAUAUGAAUAAAAACGAGUGGGAAAACGGGUACAUACCGCUCAGCUGUGCAUUAGGCGUCAAGUGGGUCGCUGCAAUGGCCGUGUUAAAUUUGAAUUGA